AUGAACUCCGAAUCUCGUGCCGAUGAUGUUCCCCCAGCGUACGGCAUUAUCGAGGCUCCCAAUAUAGGUGAAAGUACAGGAAGUCAGCUUCACAUUGACUUUACUAGUCUUGAUCUGGAGGCGUCUAAUAAGGCAUCCUUCCCAACAGCUGAUGCUUGCCUCAUUCAUCUUAGACUUCUCUACGCAAUCGAAAUUCUCAAGACCAAGAUAGGACAUACAAACGGGCUGUGGGAUAUCUGGGAUCAACUGAGAACCGAUUCCACAAGUGAUGCAUCAAAUGCACAUCACAGCAAUGGGUCGAUCACCGCAAAACUAUGCGAGAAGCGUUGGGCGAUAUAUGUAGCUAGGGCUGUUGAUCGAUAUGAAGCCUGGUGGAAGAGCUUCGUACCCGACAUGCUGAAAGAGGCCGACAUGUUGGAGAAGGGAACCGAUAAGACAACAAAGUACGAAGGCUUCACUGUCUUGGAGGACGCAAUUGAAUGGACUGCUGAAAUGAUACCACCCAUCGAUGUUUUGAUUGUCUGGCAUACACAUAUGCUCAAUCCGCGGCUAUUCCUCGAGGAUUGCCUUAGACAUGGCUAUGGUACCUUUUGGAGAGCAGGCAUACCCUGGGCCAUAAUCAACAACGCCAUAAAUGGUGCAACUUUCGAGUACAAUAUUAAUCAGGCAUGUGAGGCCCAGUGGACUGAAAGAACCGGGAGACCUUGGUUCAACCAAGAAGACAGCGAGACGAAACAACUUCAAUGCCCCUCGUGCUCAGAAGGCUUGAAUGUGGCUUGGACUAGUUGCGGUCAGCCUCAAGAUUCGAAAAGAAGGCAGGAUCUUGACCUUUCAGGUCAAGGCUAUGGCGACGGAAAUUUUCAGACUUUGUGCAUCAAAUGCAACACUACUAUUGACGAAGACCUUCUUCGAGUUGGCAAGUUCAGGGAAGAUGUGAGGAACCUGGUUCGCAACGACUGGCCAAUGCCCGGUACCAUUUUGGAUGGAAGCGGCCUCGGACGUAGACAAACCGCCGAGAGUGAUCAACUCUUUCCCAACCGCCUCGUUCGUAGAGGGAUCUUGGUCGAGGUAUCAAACUUGAUGGAAUCCUCCACCAAGCCGACCAUGAUGUUGGUCAGGAACAAGAUUCAGGAAGUAACCGCCCAUACGCAGUAUCGCCACAGCAGCGAUCGGUUGAAAAAGGUUGAUAAGGGCACAGAGGGCGUCCUGGGUACGUUGGUACCGCACAGGUUGUCCCGAAGCUCUCGGAUGCAGACAAGAGCAAUGAUGUCGCGAUACUGGGAAAACUCUUCAAUGUUUGCUCUGGAUCUCCGAAAUGCCGUCAUGCGCCAGGGAGUGUUUGUCGCAAAGAUGUUCAAGAUUGAUUGGCUUCAUAGCCCUGCAGCCAGAUUUACGAUGGAAAAGGCCUUGAAAAAGUAUGAAAGGUUUUUCGAAAUUGCCUCUACUCAUCCGGAUCAGGCUGUUACGCCUACUCUCGAUGUGGACCUGGCGUGGCACACUCAUCAGUUGAGCCCACAAUCAUACUUCAAGUAUGCUGUGAGUAAAACGGGAGUUUUCACCGACCACAAUGACAAGAUUGAUGAGGACAAGCUUGCCAUCUCAUUUGACUGGAUGGGCAAAGUAUACCAGGAGAAGUACGGCGAGGUGUACUCUGAAUGUAAUUGUUGGUUCUGCGAGAGCCUGCGAUAUAUGCAUACAUCCAGAUCCAAGUUGAAGCGGUUAUUUGGUCACAAGCAAGACAAAGCUACAGAGGAAUGGCGUGAUUCCGGACAGGACGCGGGUCAACACAUUUCAUCGCACCAUGCAGUAAGAACUGCGGAUGAACGGAGCUCGCAGAACAGGACGCGGCGCCUGCUGUUCCACAAUAACCUCAACGAUAUCUAUGAAAAGGUCAUGAAACAAGCUGCUAAGGGACCUGUAUCUUCUCCAGCCACCUCGGGUACAACUCACUCAAACCACAUUGGUUUACGGGGAGAUGACCACUCUGUGCACUGGGGCAAGAGAGUUGCUCUUUCCGGUCCAUGGUCAUCCGAGGCCGCUGCGAUAUUCACUGAGGAAAUGUACGCAAGCCAUCCUGGCGUGAUUCACACUUACCACGGUCAACCCGGCGCAUGUGCGGCGGGGACAUGCGGCGGUUCAACGGGAUGCGGCUCGGGCGGUAUCGCAAUGUGUGGUUCGGGUUGUACUGGAAUGGGCAGCAACUACUUCGGCGCAGGUUGCCAGGGUAUCGGGGGCAGCUCAGACAACCAGUAA
Molecule: messenger RNA, 2253 nt
Organism: Pestalotiopsis fici W106-1
Lineage: Eukaryota; Fungi; Ascomycota; Sordariomycetes; Amphisphaeriales; Sporocadaceae
Exons: 8
Coding region: 1-2253 (750 amino acids)
Source: RefSeq, a predicted model, not a curated record